ACCUAACUAGAGUGCCAACGGCAAUGAAUACUAGCCAAUCAGAGGCACGGAAUGACGUGUCUUGGCGGAAUGCGGGUGGGAAAACAUAAGGCGUCCUGGCCAUACUUGGAAAUGUAUUAGCUAGCUAUGUGUUUGUUCCUGGUAUCGAUGACGUCCCGACCUGACACCGCCCGAUUAUCGCUCCUUACCCGACUGUCUGUCAACGUCGUGUUCCUGCAGCUGCUUUUGUCUGCCCAGUCCUUGGUUGUAGCCUUGCUGAGGGGUGUUUGGUUCUAGUGGUGGGUGGAGUACCUCUCUCCAGCAGCCAUGUCGGGCUUCAAUCUGCUGCAUCUAAUAACCAAGAGUCAGCCUGUAACUCUGAGGUCCUGCAGUCUUCCCACAGGACCAUGUCGGACUAAGAAGACAUGGCCAGUGAGCUUCUCUCAGGAAGAGAUAAAGAAACGCCUGACACCAAUACAGUAUCAUGUUACCCAGGAGAGAGGAACUGAGAGUGCCUUCAGAGGAGAGUUCACACAUCAUAAAGAUGAUGGGACCUAUGCUUGUGUUGUCUGUGGGGCUCCGCUAUUCAGCUCAAAAACUAAAUUUGACUCAGGAUCAGGUUGGCCAUCCUUCUUUGACCUGGUGAAAGAGGAGUCCAUCACUCUUUCAGAUGAUUUUUCCUAUGGGAUGCACAGAGUGGAGACCACCUGCAGCCAGUGUGGAGCUCAUCUGGGACACUUGUUUGAUGAUGGACCAAAACCCACAGGAAAACGCUACUGCAUCAACUCGGCCUCACUUGCUUUCCAGCCCAAAGACACAGCCUCCUCCACCUCCAGCUCUACAGCUACAGGUGAAGCUGCCAGCAGUUCAGUGAGCAACGGGAAGACAGAGUUUUGAAAGAAUGACCAAGCAAGACUGAUGGCUGUUGUCUGUGUAGGAAGUCCAACAAUUUACACACAUCAAACAGUUAGAUGCUUUAUUCACAAGGUACAGAUAACAGUAUGUAGUUAUAUUGAGAGGAAGGAAGGAGCUCAGGCCUCAUAGAACAAAUAUUCUUUGGUGUAAAAUCAAUCACUAGUAGGCAAGGAGCACACUUCCAAUGCAGUAAUUUUGUUGACACAGUCAAAGCUGUAAGACACACUGUAUCAGCUGAUUGCCUUAAAGGGAUCUUUCAAUAUUUGUCACUCUGAGUGUUUUUCUCCAUUAUGAUAUUUGGUCCAAGGGGAGUAGGAAGAGGAUCUGAUAUUCUCUGUUCUUCAUUUUUCAAAUAACAUUUUUGUUGCUGGAAUCUGCAUUUCUCAACUGUUUCCAAUAGAGGAGGCGAAUAAAA
Messenger RNA from Scomber scombrus (Atlantic mackerel), 1309 nucleotides. RefSeq names its product methionine sulfoxide reductase B3 (gene msrb3). Gene Ontology annotation, biological process: response to oxidative stress; protein repair. Lineage: Eukaryota; Metazoa; Chordata; Actinopteri; Scombriformes; Scombridae. Gene Ontology annotation, cellular component: cytoplasm. Gene Ontology annotation, molecular function: peptide-methionine (R)-S-oxide reductase activity. The transcript has 7 exons. Bases 307 to 876 code for a protein of 189 amino acids. The record is from RefSeq and is a predicted model, not a curated record.